AAAAAAAAAACCAUAAAAAUCUCAUAUGUUUUAAGAAAGUUUGUGAAUUUGUGUUGGGUCGCAUUCAAAGCCACCCUGGGCCACAUGUGGCCCAUGGGCUGCAGGUUGGAGGAGCUUGAUCUAAGGCAAGUGCUCAAUGGUGGCUGGACAGUGAAAUCAUAUGGAAAGCUUUCAAAAAGUAAGGAUAAAAAUCACCUGGGGUAUUAGUUAAAAAUAUAGAUUUUCAGGCUCUCCCCUGGAGAACAUGACUCAAUAUUCUCCUCCUAGAGAUUCUGAUUUAAUUGGUCUGAUAUGGAGCUGUAACAUCAAUAAUUUUAAAUUUUUCCAUGUGAUUCUAAUGUAUAACCAGCAUUAAGAACCAUUAAUCCAGAGGAAACCAGGACUCCUGCUUAUCUUGCACCACUUGGGUACCCUCAAAAUGUAUUGGCAAAGUUAAUCUAAGCCUUAGUUACAGCUGCUAUAAAAGAUAGUAAGAAUUUCCUAAGAGUUUCUUGUGAAUGUGUACUCUCCUGGGUUUAGUCCUUAGCUUUACAAGAAGUCCAAAAUCCUCAAGUUGAUCAGCCUCAAUCAGGGACUCACUAACCACAAACAAACUUGAAAGAGGCUGAUAAAUAACUGAGGAACUGGAAAAAUAUUACUUUAAUAUGUUUUUCACAAGGCCUGUGAUAAUCAUUUGCCAUAUUUGUGAUAAUAGAAAUUUUUUGUCCCUCACCCAGAAACAUUAAGUCAUGUUCUCUAGGGGAGAGCCUGGGAAUCUAUAUUUUUAACUAACACCCCAGGUGAUUUUUAUCAGAGAAGUCUUGGAAACAUUGUACUUUAAGUUAUUGUAUUGUUAUUCUGGUGUUGAUUUAUGGUAUAAGGAAAUACAUAUUUCCAUUUCCUAGUUUUUCUUGAUAUAUAUCAUCCAGGGUAUCCUUUUUUUGGUAUCAAAGAAUAUGAAAAACCAAAUUAUAAUCAGAAAGUGACUUAGUACGCAUGAAAUUAGACCGCAGAGAAGGAUAGUUUUGAGGGUUCAUUUCAUUCAGGUUUUGACAUAACCUGCUGAGUUUUCCUAGGCCUGCAGUAGAGUAUAUGUCAGUAGUGUGCAGUCUCAUAUUCUGAAAAGUCAGCAUCUUUCUUUCCCCUUGUAAGCAGUCUCCUGUUUCUAUGAAUAGUCUUUGCUCAGACAUGGCCAAUACACUUGAUAAUAAUUAAUUUAGGUUCUUUUAAAUGAUUAGGUCGCUUUUUGGUUUAAAAGAAGAUGACCUUGAUUGUCCUUAAAAUCUUUGCAGGUACCAAUUUAUUUCCUUUUCCUUAGGGUCAGAAUGUUUUUAUAUUUGGCUUAUGAAAUGUAUUAAUUUGCUUCUUCUGAUCAAAGAUGAAGUGGAAGGAUGAUGAGAUUAGAAAAAUAAAAAUUAAUUUAUUCCUUGAUUCUAAUUCUACGAAGCAGAAUAGUGUGCCAGCUACUAUAUAAUUCCUAACUAUAAUAGUUCUUGACUCUUUUUAAGUGGUAACUAGUAGUUUUGUUUUAGAAUUUUGCUUUCAGCUUUUAUCCUGAGAGUGGGGCUCACUGAACCUCUCUCCUUUCUAAAAUCUGUGGAAAUUACUUUUGGUAACUAAUGCACUGCAAUGAUUUCAGCAUUUAGUAUGAGAACCUAUGUUUGCCAUAUUUGUAGUAUUGCUUUUACAUCUUUAGAUAUGUUCCGGUCCCACAUGCAAGGAAGUGAACAUCAGAUUAAAGAAUCCAUUGUUAUCAAUCUAGUGAAGAAUUCAAGGAAGACACAUGACUCUUAUCAAAAUGAAUGUGCAGAUUACAUCAACGUGCAGAAAGCCAGAGGACUAGAGCCCAAGACUUGUUUCAGAAAGAUGGAACAGAGUUCUUUGGAAACGUGCAGAUACAGAGAAGUGGUUGAUUCCAGACCCAGACAUAGAAUGUUUGAGCAAAGACUCCCAUUUGAGACUUUCCGAACAUACCCCAUACCGUACAAUAUUUCACAAGCAGUGGAAACGCAGUUGCCUCAUUCAAAGAAGACAUAUGACUCUUUCCAAGAUGAACUUGAAGAUUACAUCAAAGUACAGAAAGCCAGAGGACUGGAUCCAAAGACUUGUUUCAGAAAGAUGAGAGAGAACUCUGUGGAUACUCAUGGACACAGAGAGGUUGAUUCUGGACCCAGACCAAGAAUGUGUGAGCAAAGAUUUUCACGUGAGGCUCCUCAGACCUACCAACGACCAUACCAUAUUUCACCAGUGGAAAGCCAGUUACCUCAGUGGUUACCAGCUCAUUCAAAGAGGACAUAUGAUUCUUUCCAAGAUGAACUUGAAGAUUACAUAAAAGUGCAGAAAGCCAGAGGACUAGAGCCAAAAACUUGUUUCAGAAAGAUAGGUGAUAGCUCUGUAGAAACACAGAACAGAGAAAUGGUUGAUGCCAGACCUAGACAUAGAAUGUUGGAGGAAAAGAUCCCAUUUGAGACUUUCCAGGCCUAUUCAGGACCAUACAGUAUUUCACAAGCAGUGGAAAACCAGUUACCUCAUUGUUUAUCAGCUUAUGACGGCAAACAGAGACUAGAUUCUAUUAGCUACUGUCAACUCACCAGAGACUGUUUCUCAGAAAAACCAGUACUCUUGAGCCUUAAUCAGCAAGAAAAUAACUCUGGCUCAUACAGUGUGGAAUCUGAAGUUUACAAGCACCUCUCCCCAGAAAACAAUACUACUGACCAUCAAGCGGGUCAUAAACGGAAACAUCAGAAGAGAAGACGACACCUGGAAGAAGGCAAAGAAAGGCCAGAGAAAGAACAGUCCAAGCAUAAAAGGAAAAAGACUUAUGAAGAUACAGAUUUAGACAAAGACAAGAGCAUCCGACAAAGGAAAAGAGAGGGAGAUAGAGUCAGGGUCAGUUCAGGAAAGCUUAAGCAUCGAAAAAAGAAAAAAAGCCACAAUGUACCUUCUGAGAAAGAAGAACGUAAGCACAGGAAAGAGAAAAAGAAAUCUGUUGAAGAAAGGACAGAAGAGGAAAUGCUUUGGGAUGAGUCUAUUCUUGGAUUUUGAAUGUUUAGUUUUGUUUACCCAAAGUUGAAUUGAAAAAAACAGUAUGAAUUUAGAAAAAGACCGCAACAUCUGAUAAAGAAGAGGUAGAUAUAGUCAGUGUCAGUUCAGGAUACUUAGUUGUUUUGUAUAAAAAUUAAAAUUGAAUUAAAAGAAGAA
Messenger RNA from Cebus imitator (Panamanian white-faced capuchin), 3180 nucleotides. It is a transcript of the gene ZMAT1, whose product is annotated as zinc finger matrin-type 1. The transcript has 3 exons. The record is from RefSeq and is a predicted model, not a curated record. The coding region runs from base 1609 to 3024 and encodes 471 amino acids. NCBI's taxonomy places the organism in Eukaryota, Metazoa, Chordata, Mammalia, Primates, Cebidae. Gene Ontology annotation, molecular function: zinc ion binding; nucleic acid binding.